UGCACAUAAUGAAAGCAAUUAUAUAUACAUAGUGCCCUCUUCUUUCCAACAAAGAACCACUAAUUCAUAUUAAACAAAACACUGAGAAUUGAUCAAUAUUAUUAUCAAGAGAGAGAGAGAGGGUUGAUCAGUUCUUUCUAGGUGCAAGAUCGAUCGAUGGACUGUUCUAUUUGCAGCGCGAUGCCGUACAUUCUGAGGCCGCCAAGAAACACGAUAUGCGGAGCGUGCUACGAAGGAGCCAGAACCAUAAUCACUUUGACAAACAAACUGGAGAAUGAGAAUAAGGCCUCUGAGAAACCAACCACUAACAAUCCUGUUUCUAAGGGAUUUGCAAAUGCAUUGAAAUGGGUAAAAGAGAUGAAGGAAAUGGAGGAGGAGCUAAAUGAGAAGAUAAUUUAUCUAAGUGGAUUUGCAGCUGCAUUCAGGGAUCAUAUUCACACUGAUAUUCAACUCAAGCCUGGAAAUAAUCACCCAUCUAUUCCUGCACAUAGAGCUUUAUUGGCAGCAAGAUCAGGCAUUUUCAGAAACAUCCUGGAUUCGGACGAAUGCAAAGCUCCGCCGAAUCAGACAAUAACACUUGCAGAAUUGAACCACGAAGAACUGGAAUCUCUACUGGAGUUCCUGUACAGCGGAAGCCUUCCGAAAGAAAAGGUGGAAAAACACGUUUAUUCAUUGUCGAUCGCUGCGGACAAGUACGAGAUACCAUUCCUACAGAAGUUUUGCGAGCAUCAUAUGCUUGGAUCCUUGAACUCCUCCAACGCGCUGGAUGUCUUAGAAAUAUCAGACACUUGUUCCAACCAAUCUCUCAAGGAGACAGCCUUGAACUUCAUUGUCAGGAACAUGGAAGACAUCGUUUUCUCUGCUCGAUUCGACGCCUUUGCGCUCAAGAAUCCUCAUUUAACUGUGCAGAUUACAAGGGCGUCUUUCAUGGAUAUAAGGAACAGAAGGCCUGGUGUUUGAGUUUCGGAGAAAUUAAAGUGUAUAUAUAGGUGUCAAUGUCGUGUUUUAUCAUUUGAUUUUUUUCACUCAAGUGUCUGUCUGAAAGGCAGAAAUCCCGGAAGGUGUAUAUAUAGAGCUCUGCUUUCCCAGUAAUUUGUGGAUAAAAUUAUUAUAAUUAAGGCUUAAAAAUGCAAUUCUC
This is a messenger RNA of Sesamum indicum (sesame), 1138 nucleotides long. RefSeq names its product BTB/POZ domain-containing protein At3g56230. The record is from RefSeq and is a predicted model, not a curated record. Gene Ontology annotation, molecular function: protein binding. Lineage: Eukaryota; Viridiplantae; Streptophyta; Magnoliopsida; Lamiales; Pedaliaceae.